This is a messenger RNA of Chrysoperla carnea, 4286 nucleotides long. Its product is annotated as SID1 transmembrane family member 1-like. Gene Ontology annotation, cellular component: membrane. Bases 31 to 2397 code for a protein of 788 amino acids. The transcript is spliced from 11 exons. Lineage: Eukaryota; Metazoa; Arthropoda; Insecta; Neuroptera; Chrysopidae. The record is from RefSeq and is a predicted model, not a curated record.
AAUAAUUAAACCGGCAGUUUAAAUUUUGCAAUGGAUUUCAAAUUCUUAAUAAUUUUUUCAUUAAUUCAAUUAACGAUUUGUGAUAAUCAAAAUACAUCGUUAAAUGCAAUCGUAAUACCUGGAAUCUACAACGAAAAUUUACAAAUUGUUGUUAAUAAGACAACGGAGUAUAUUAUCAUUUACAAGGGGAAUAGAGAGAAUAAUACAAUUGAGUAUCCACCUCGAGUUACGGUCUACAGUACUGAAGCAAGUCGAAUUGAUCCUGUUUUAGUUGUGGCACGAGAAAAACUUGGAAUAUUAUCAUGGCAAGUACCGUUGGUCGUCGAAACACGAACUGGAAUUAUUGAAUUUAUGAAUACGUCACGGUCGUUAUGUCCAAGUAAUCAUUAUUUAGAAUCAGACGAUACAGAAGUGGCUACAGAACAAAUUUUAUCGGUUUCAACCGCUGCUGAUCAUAAUGUUUCAGUGAAUGUUUUAGUGAAACACGAUACAGAAUUUUAUAUUACGGAUUCCGUUCAAUAUAAUGUGACCAUUUCACCAAGUGAACCCAAAUAUUUUUUUUAUGAAUUUAAAAAGGAAAAUAUGACUUAUAAAUAUAAUUAUCGAACUGUGGUUCUACAGGUCGAGUCUGAUGAUGAUGUUUGUAUGAUGAUCAGUAUUCAAAAUGUUAAUUGCCCAGUUUACGAUUUAGAACGUGAAAUUCAAUUUGAAGGAUACUGGGAAACAAUGACAACAAAAGGUGGAAUGACAUUAACUCAAUCAAAAUUUCCUGAAGGGUUUUACGUUGUUUUUGUGGUGAAAGGUGAUGACUAUGAUUGUACGGGUAAAGAUGUGAAUAAUACUGCGGCUAGUUCUCGCGUGAAAUCACUUCGAUUCCAAAUACAACCGAGUAUCACAUACAGUGAUUAUUUAUUUGCAAUUUUAAUAACGACAGGACUAAUCGUUGUGUUUUAUACAAUAUUUUUGGGCAUAUUCUGUUUUUGUUCACGUAAAUAUUAUCGAGCUAUGGCAAUGGAUUCGUUAGAUGCUGAUUCAACACCAACAGGUCUUUGUUCACCAGUGGCUACAUCCAGUAAUCUUCAGGUUCCACCAGGAGGAUUAGGGGAUGGAGACGACAGUUCAUUAUCUGAAACAGAUUAUGAUACAGUAGAAGAUGCAGAAUUAUGGAAAGAUGUAUAUCGUACGAAAGUAAAAUUAAGUGUGGCGGAUUUAGCACGAAAAAAUCCAAAAAUCUUAACAAAAAAAUCGAAUUUAUAUUUAUGGAAUGUACUUACUAUUGCCAUCUUUUAUGGAAUGCCUGUUAUACAACUUGUAAUCCGUUAUCAAAGAGCAUUAAUUGAAACUGGAAAUCAAGAUUUAUGUUAUUAUAACUUUUUAUGUGCGCAUCCAUUAGGCUUCCUAAGUGAUUUUAAUCAUGUCUUUUCAAAUAUCGGUUACGUGGUCUUAGGAAUAUUAUUCAUUUUAUUGGUUUACAGAAGGCAGCGUAUGCACAAGGAUUUUGAAUUCGAUAAGAAUUUUGGUAUUCCUCAACAUUACGGUUUAUUUUAUGCAAUGGGUUGUGGUUUAAUUAUGGAAGGAAUAUUAUCAGGCAGUUAUCAUGUUUGUCCAAAUCAUUACAACUUCCAAUUUGAUAGUAGUUUUAUGUACGUGAUGGCCGUGCUUUGUAUGGUGAAAAUUUAUCAAACCCGACAUCCAGAUAUCAAUGCAAAAGCAACCACAACUUUUGGUAUAUUAGCGAUAGCAGUAUUUUUAGGUAUGGUGGGAAUAAUGACAGCUUCACUAGCAUUUUGGAUCUUCUUCACUGUCAUCCAUAUUUUAACAUGUUUUGUGUUAACCGCCCAAAUAUACAGUAUGGGUCGUUUUAAAUUCGAUGGUGGUCUUUUUAAACGUCUGUUCUUAAGUUGUGUACAUGAUUGUCGAUCAGGUCCAUUAAAUGCACUUAUACCACGGUAUAAAGGACGAUGGUUUUUAUUGUUUGUUGGGAACGUAUGUAAUUGGGCUUUGGCUGCAUUUGGUUUAUAUCAUCAUGAACACGAUUUCGCUACACAUUUAUUGGCAAUUUUUAUGGGAAAUACAGUAUUAUACACCUUAUUUUAUAUUAUUAUGAAGGUGAUCCAUAAAGAAAAAAUACAAAUUCAUGUGUGUGUAUUCUUGAUUUUAUCGUUUGCCUGUUGGUUCGCAGCCACUUAUUUCUUUAUACACAAAUCAAUUUCAUGGGCUCUAACACCAGCUGAAUCCAGACAAUUUAAUUACCAUUGUACGGUAAUGUCUUUCUACGAUGGCCACGAUGUUUGGCAUUAUUUAAGUGCAACAGCAAUGUUCUUCAGCUUCAUGUUAUUGCUAACGUUAGACGAUGAUUUAUCACAUAAGCAUCGAUCUCAAAUAUCUGUAUUUUAAUUUAAUUAUUUAUACGUGAGUCCUAAUACCUAAAAAAACAAAACCUAAGAUUUAUUUUUAUGACUAUUGUAAUAAUCAUAGGUAGCUAAUUUUAACGGAAUCUGUUACACCGAAUUUAUCUCGUUAUUAUGCCAAACCGAAUUAUUCGUUUGUGGUGUUUAUUCUGGUAUAUGUUCGGUGCAAAUGAUUUCCUUGGGAUCAGCUUCGGAAAUUUUUUUUUUUUUAAUAUUUGGAUAGUAGCCCUGGUGCCCGUGACAGUAAAACAAUUCGACAAUUUGACGACACAUCUCGAAAACAACUACUAUUUAUAUUAAUGCCACCAAAUAGUGCGCAUUGCUCUCUAACGUGACAGAAUUGAUUCGCAUCUGUCUCAUCUCGUUAUCAGAUGGGUGAAGGUUCACCUUAUACUGUCUCUUCGACUAUAAUGAUAAAAUUGUGAAUAAAAAUUUAAUUUUUUUUUAAAUGCUUGUGAUUUUUAAGUUUCUAUUUGUAAAUGUUUUUAGGCGAUAAAAUAUUUUUAUAUUAUAAGAAGAAUAGAUUAAGGGAAACUAAAGUGAUGAUUUAAGAAAAUUAAACAACUUUUUUAUUACCUAUUUAUAUUUAAUUAAUUUAGUGCACAAAAUCGCAGACUUAUAUUAAGUAUGAACUGAUAAGAAAAAAGGCCCAAUAGUGCCCAAUCAUUGUCUAUCUGCUCUUAAAUUUCUUUAACAGCUAAUUUAAUUUUGAUUAGACUUUUACGAGAAUGUUCAUUUUCUUACGCAUACUUCAAGUUAUUUUUUCACAUGGUAUUUUAAGGAAAAUUCGAGUUCGAAAUCGUGAAAAACAAAUAAAGUGUAAUUUUUCCAAUGUCUUCUUAAAUUAUCAUUUUAAAAAUGUGAUUAUUGUGCGUGAAAUACGCAAAAAACUAGUGAUAAAUUUGUGCUUUUUAAUACAAAUAUGAAAAAAAAAAUCUAUUAUAAAAGAUAUUUUUAACCCGUCAGAACUCGCGCCAAUCUUUCGGUAAUUUUUUAGUCGCGUGAUGAAAGAUUUGUUCACGCGUUGCACACACGUCUAAUAUUUCGCACGUUAAAUAUUCUUUACAUUUUGAAAAAUAAAAGUUAUGUAUAUCUUAAAUCGAGCGUAAGAAAAAUGCUUAUAACGCGAGUGCUGACGGGUUAAACCCACUAUUGAAAUAUACUUUAUAGAUAAUUACCAGACUUCGGGAAUAUCAAAAUGGGAAUUUGUAUCCUAGAGGUGAAACGGUUUAAUUUUUAUUUAGUCAAAAAUCGCUUAGAGUAAUUUAUCUUAGAUUAAUCGCUUACGCUAAGAACUUUGAUUCAAAAUCAAAUAAAUUUAUUACUUUUAAAAUUUAAGUGUCUUCAACAAAUUUAAAUUACAGGAUGGCGCAAAAGUCACACAUACAUUUAGAAUUGAAAUAAUUGUUUACACUUAAUUAUUUCUAAUAUUAUGACUUCAGAUUAUUAAAGUAUAAGUUUAGGAGAUUUUUUGUCGUGCUAAAUAGAAGGGUUUGUGUUAUUCUUGAUUACCUCGUACCAUCCAAUCGCCGGAACGGAUUUCAUUUACUGAAAUAUUGUUAAAUUCUUGUUGACACAUAUGCUAAGGUAUUAGUUCUGUCAAGAAAGAAUAAAAAGCGAAACUCUUUUGUAGUAUUCACAAACAGACAGGCAGACACACACACAUGCACAUAGCAGUCAAACUUAUAUCCCUCCUUUUUUGCAUCGGGAAUUUAAAAAAAAUCAAAUUAAUGCACCACAAAAACUUCUUCCAGAUUUACACCUUAUAUUUCUGAAGUCUUCAUAUUUAAAAUUAAUGAAUUAUAGGAAAUUAUUCCAAAUUAGUAUGCAUUAAUUUGGCACCACCCUGUAUAAAAUUAAACGUUUUUUUUUUGU